CACCUAGCAGAAUGUGCGCGUCCGCGGGAGGGCCCGGUAGAAAAUGGCGAGUCUGUGCAAAAGGCAGCAAUGCACGAUCGAGAGGCGCGGCUUUCGGCAGGAACUUGACUCGUGGCGACACAAACUCAUUCACUGUGUAGGGUUUGAAAGCAUUUUGGAAGGGCUGUUCGGGCCGGGACUAGUCAAAGAUAUUACCCUUUUUCAAGAUUGCGAGCCCGAGGUACUGUUGGAUUGGUCGCUUGAUGUAAAUUGUCUCUUUUGCUGCUCAAGACGAGAGAAAGUCAAGGAACACUUGGUUGGCAUCACUCCCCAGGUCUUAUCAGAGUCAGAGGACUUGAAACAGGACACGUCCAAAAUCAACCGCCUGGAGAAGCAAGCCGAAGAGUUCCUCAAUGCUGUCUUCUACAGAAAGGCAGACCUCCCAAGCUUCUCGGACCCCCACAUCCCUCUAGUGGCUCGUGAGAUAAUGCAGCGAAUGAUCCGUCAGUUCGCUGCUGAAUAUACCUCAAAAAACAGCUAUUCUCAGGACCCCCCCCAUCACCCCCAGCCCAACGGCAUCAAGGACCAAAGCCGCCUCCUGCCGAGAGCGGCUUCUCCAGCCCCGGCCCCCCUCGCUCUGCCUGGGGCGUCCAGCCCCCCGUCCCCCGCCCCGGGACCGGGCCUCAGUCCCGCCUCCGCCUCUGCCUUCGUCCCGGACAGUGGGAACGGAGCCGGUAGUAACUGUAGUGGUACCGGUGCUGCUGCCUCUGCACAGAACCCCGUCCUCAGCAAGCUUCUCAUGGCCGACCAGGACUCUCCACUGGACCUCACCGUCAAGAGGCCCGACCCCACAGAGACCAAAACAGAGGAUGGAGUCCUGGACCUCUCCACCAAGAAGGCCCACGGCACCGUCCUCAAAAACUCUCACAGUUACACCCUGUUGCCCACAGUGAAGGGGCGUGCCCUGAGAGUUGAGCGCUCCUUUCGGGACGUGGAGGACGAUGACAUGCUGCCGAGAAGCUUACAGGACGGGCUGAGGGACAGCUACGUCAGUUCCGCCCCCCUCAAGCCCCCAUUGGCCCAUUCGCUGCUUAUAAAGGAGGAGCUCCUCAGCCAGAAGCACCGCCUCCUCGGCCAGCCUCCGGCUCUCUCAUUGGCUAGUCUGGAGGCGGCGGGGCUUCUCAACCACGGGAACAAAGGGAACCACGUGGAGCCCCACCCCCUCCUGGCACGGGACGGCUCUCCGUGGGGUUCCUCCAGUGGUAAAGCCCAACACCACCAACUGGACAGCCUGCUGAGGCUGAAGCAGGCCAGCGCCAUCCUCUCAGACCUCCAAGAUCUGCCUCUGUUCUUGGACAACCACCACCACGGGGCGUUCUCCUCCAAGAGCUCCUCCGGAGGUGGCCUCCGCCACCACCAUGGCUCCACCAAGACCCACCAUGAGGUGGUGGUGAAGAGGGAGCCGGGAGGCCACCACUCCCCGCCCGUGGACCUGAAGAUCCCCCAGGUGAGGGGCAUGGACCUGUCAUGGGACUCCCACGCCUCAGACCUGUACGGGUACGGGGCCAUGGUGUUGGGCGCCGGGUGCCACGGUGGGGUGGAGAAUGCUUUGAGCAGGAAGCUGAGGGUCAUCCUGCCCAAGCAGAACCGGCGUGCCGGUAGCCUGAGAGGCAGCCUGGGAGGUUUUCUGGAUGGGGCGGCAGACUACUGGAGCUCCGACGUGGAUCAGGGGACCUCCGGGCAACCAUACCCGACCUCCGACCCCGAGGGCGACCCGUGCUCUAAGCAGCCCAGGAAGAAGAGGGGGCGCUACCGCCAGUACAACAGCCAGAUCUUAGAAGAGGCCAUCGGCAUGGUGAUGGGUGGGAAGAUGAGCGUAUCCAAGGCCCAGAACAUGUACGGGAUCCCUCACAGCACACUGGAGUACAAGGUGAAGGAGCGACUGGGCACACUGAAGAACCCUCCUAAGAAGAAGCUCAAAUUGACCUUGAGGAUGGGAGGACAGGAUUCCGCCGCCGAGUCAGAGACCACACCAACCGCGACGCCGCGAGAGGUUGCGCCACCGGAGGCCGCCGAUCUGAACCACGAGCAAAAAAUGAAAAUGGAAUUUGAAGAUUAACUGAGAAUCAACGAUGACGAUGAAUCCUCCCUUUCCUUAUAUAUGUAUAAAAACAUCUUAACAUUAAGACUACAGUAAUUGGAAACAAAUGGAGCUUUAUUUGUGCCAAUUUACUGUUGCAGUAUCUGGGUGAGCACAAGCGCAGGGAUAUGAGGAGGAUUCUAAAACAAGCUGGAGAUGAAAACUAAACCAAUCGGCUGGUUCUGCGGUUGUCGUUUUGACACUGCACAUUUGUUUAGCUUUUAUAUCAAGCGGCGAAACAAAUGUGUCAAAAGCCACUAGUGACGUGACAGUUAUUAAUUACAGUUUGUAAAGCAUGUUGAUUAUCCCCCCCCAAAACACUAACUCCCCCUAUUCUGAACUUGAUACACUGACCCUGCAUUGCUUUUAAAUGCAGUCUGGGCUGCGGAAUAUAUAAUAUUUGGGAAAAAUUUGAGGGGGUUAAAAAUGAACCCUUUUGAACAAACUAUUAUGACCCCCCCCCCCCCCCCUCUCUCAUUUAAGUACUAGUACCAAUUGGUAAGUGAACUGUCUCCUAUGUUUUGAACCAACUCUAAAACUAGUAAUGUCACAGGAAGCUCUCUCACCAGGAAGCUGAAUCAAAACCGCAUUAUUUCUAUCGCCAGGUAGCCAUUUCUCUUUAACAAACGCAAAACUUUCUUUCCUCCUUCGAUAUUCUGCUACUCUUUAAAAGUGAACGAAAGCAACAUUGGCCGUGUCCUUUUUAAGGUAAAGACACAAAAUAGUCAAUCAGGGAUGCAUGUUCGUAAGUUUUAGUAAAUAACUACUAACUUUUAGAAUAUUUUGAAUGUUUUUUUGUUUGUUUUAUCUUCUUUUGUUUGGCUUUCUUUUGCACUACACUUUCAGUCUGGCGCUCACCGGCGCCGCCCAGUGGUGACAGACCAGGUUACCUCGGCAUUGCUGUCCUAGCAUCAUGCACUUAAGGUCUGUCAUAAUCCCCGGCCAACUGCGCUCCAGGUACAAGUUACCCGUAGCCACAGAUCUAGGAUCAGUUUACCCUGCCUUAACAAUUAGGGGGGAAACCUCAAAACUGACCUGAGAUCAGCAUGUAGGGGCAAUUUUAUAUCUCUGCUGCUCACCUGGAGAGAGCUCCUCAACCUCAACGGUGGUAGGUAAAUGUUGCCUCUAACCACUGGUCCAUAGUCAGAUGUCUUUUGUAUCCCCUUAUUGCUAAGGUUUGGAUUGGGGCUUGGUGAUCUGAUCCUAGUUCAGUGGUUGAGCGCAACUUCUACCUCAAGCACCUGCAACAAGUGAAUCUGUUCCCAAUCCCGAUCCUAGGGAGCUGUAGCCAUCUCUGGUUUUCAUUCCAACCAAUGACCUCAUGCAUAUGCCCUCAGCUAAUUAGUGGGUGGGGUUCUCCUAACACUAUGACAUCACAUGGAGUGAUAACCACAUGUAUUGUAGCUCUCCAAGACCAGGAAGUGGAAACAUUGCUGCUACAACUAUAUUAUCCUGUACUGAGCGAAGGUUUUACCAGCCUUACUGUCUCUAAACACUAAACAUUUCAUAAAGUUUUCUGUUUUAGAAUUCUAACUAAGUAAAAGCUUCUUAGUUGAUGAGUUUUGAAAUGGCUCCUCUCACUCCCAUGUGGUUUUAAAAUGUUCAAAGGUAGUUUCGAAGGCAGUUUAUUACGACAAUGUGCAUUUAUACUUGGGGGGCGGGCAUUUAACAGUGAGAGGGGAUGUGUUCGGUUGGGAGGGAUUAGGGGAUAAUAUAAUAUAAAUUAUUAUGAUGACACUGAACUUAAAGCCAAUCCGCAUUUCUGGAUGAUUUUGUUCCUCAUUUUUAACUCAGGGUACCUGAGACGGGAAUCUCUUGACGAAGCCAUGAUUCUAAAACACGGACGUGUUUCCUUUAUCCUGCAGGACCUAAAAGUGAAGGGCAGGACAUGACUUCUCUCACUCUGCUACUUCUGACGGGGGGGGCGGAGCUUACAGCCCGGCUGGGUGGGUGUGGCGUAGUAGUGCCACGCCCUGUAGACCGCGGUGAAUCAUGAAGAAGGUAACAAACUAAAACAGUGAGGAAAAGUUUGGAAAUUAAACGUCUGAAAAUAGCACCUUUUUUUUUUUUACCGCGUGAGAGAGAGGAGGAUAUUGUAGCUCUUUUCAGAGAGAUGGGGAUGGGUUUGGAUGGGAGGAAGAGAGCUGAUUGGAGGAGGGUAAGGGAUGGCCAGAAAGCAAAAAGAGAGAAAAAAAAAAGCUUUAGUGUCAAAGACUUUCAGAGAGCUGCAGCUUGGACCUAAACAUGUUCUGUUUCCUCUCUAUUACCUCCUCAGUACCCUGGUUGAUGCUUGAAUUUGUCAGAUUUCGUGUAGUGUAGUUGUCAUAUCUGGUUCCUGCCCCGCAGCCCUCCUGCCAAACCAGGCGGAAACUAUCUUAUCUGUCGUCAUGUUUUGUCAGGGGAAAGAAAAAAACCAUCCUUCUGAGAAAAUGUUUUUAGAAAAAGAUGCUCUCGUUUUGUGUGUUGGGGGGCAACAAAAAAAAGACAAAGGAAAAAUAAAAAUAAAAAUGUUUUUUAAAGUGUUUUUAAAGCCCUCUUUUGCUCUGCUGUAGUAAACGUUGCUGUUCGCUCUAAACACUGCCUGGUGCUCACCCAGUCUGUGAGAUUAUUCAUGGAAUUGUACUUAGAAAACUUCUCCAUGUCAACACUGAUGAAAUGAACAUUCACUCCUUGAAAUGUCCUGUACAUUUUAUUUAUUUCAUUUUGUAUUUUAUUUUCUUCUACAAAAUGGCAUGCACCAAUCCGUUCCGGGUGAUUUGGGAAUUCUUAGAUAGGAGCUUACAUCUGCAAAGUAUAGACUACUUUAUGAAUGUCGUACCAAGCGAUUCAUGCUCUAGUGUAUUCUAAAUGAGUGAAUAAUUGGUAUAUAAUUGUUAUAAUUAUAUUCAAACCCCUAAUGAACAAUCUUACCUAGCCCUGUUCUGAUAGAUUGGUCUUGGGCUUUGACCCUCCCUCCCAUGACUUGAUUGGCAGUUAUGCGUAGCCGAUGGGAACAAUGUAAUCCCUUUAUGAUGACCUCUGUAGGAACACAAGGUCAGGGGUCAUGCAUGAAAUGCGUUCAACACUUAGACAAUGCAGAGUAUUUCAAGUGUCUAAUUGGUUACUUGUCCCAUCCAAUCAGAAGACCAAAUAUAGUCCAGCAAUGACUUAUAUGAGAUUGAUAAUUUUACUUAAGUUAUGAGUAAAGCACUUAUUGUGUAGCCUUUUACCUUUCAAGGCAUGAUUACUAAUUAAUUUAGCUUAGAUGUGAAUGCGAUUUGACAAGAAAAAACACUACUUAAAGUAUAGUGUGGAAUUGUGUUUUAAACUUUGUUUUUCUCCUAAACUUGCGAGUUAUUAUGAAGUAUGACAAAAAUGUGCCCCUUAGCGCUUCUGUCACGUUAAGCAUGUGAGCAUGAAAAAUGAUGCUGAUGGGAAAUGUGUAUAACCUGUACAAAUGGUAUUUACUUGUCAUGACAUGUAGCACUGACUGAGAUGCCUGUCUAAAUUCCUACAUUCAGCACUUAGAUCCUGAAACCCUUGAGGGGAUUCCUACAUUCAGCACUUAGAUAGGUCCUGAAACCCUUGAGGGGAUUCCUACAUUCAGCACUUAGAUAGGUCCUGAAACCCUUGAGGGGAUUCCUACAUUCAGCACUUAGAUAGGUCCUGAAACCCUUGAGGGGAUUCCUACAUUCAGCACUUAGGUAGAUUCUGAGACGGGAUUCCUGAAGGGCCAAGAAUUUCCACAUACAUUAUUUAUGAAAACUAUAAAUCUAUGUAUUUAUCGUUGGGCAAUCAAAAAAGAACAUGCUAGUGGUUCCCGAAGACGAGGAUGUUGUUUAAGGCAGCCCCCCUGUACCUCUCUGAUUCAGAGGGGUUGGGUUAAAUGCAGAAGACACAUUUCAGUUGAAUGCAUUCAGUUGUCCAACUGACUAGGUAUCCCCCUUUCCCCUUCAUCAGUCGUAUCUAAUCUACUGAGGUGCAUUGCCAUUUGGGCUUUAUUUCAUGUUUGUAUGAAUAUUUUUGGGGUUGAGUUGUUUAGUUAUGCCAUUUGGGUUAACGGAUCCCCCUGUCUGAAAAAGUCCUCCUCCUUAACACGACUGAGUCUCGCCUCUUUUACAGAGAAGUUUCUCACUUCUAAUUAUUUAUAUACACACAGAUAAUGAAUGUAAUAAACCGACAUUAAUCUCUCAACCCCCCCACACAAAAAAAAAAAAAAAAAAACAAAACAAUGACACUGUCAUUUUUUUUUUGGGGGGGGGGACAGACUGUUUAAUUUCUUUCUCCACCGUCUGCUUGUAUUUGACUAGCGUUUUUCUGCCGUGGGUAUCUGUAGCCUUCAGUAUUGUACCUCAGGAUAAAGUUGACGGGAGGGGCAGCAAUAUUAGUCAGGAUGACGCAGACUUAACUACCUGUAUUAGAUUAAAUGUAUAAAACACCUAUAUUAUAUAUUGACCUGGCUCAGCUGUGUCCAAGUGCUGUACCUCAACCUGCACUUGUAUCCCUCUCAGGGAAGCCUGAAAGAAAGAAGGGAUAGUUGAUACUCUGGGAAAUAUAGGCCCAUCCUCCUUUUUCUUUUGCUCUUGUCUUUUACAAGAGGAGCUAGGAGAAUGUGACUGACAGCUUAUGAGACAGAGACACAGUCGGUCAGAGACCUAGAGGGGAGAAUGUGACUGACAGCUUAUGAGACAGAGACACAGUCGGUCAGAGACC
Molecule: messenger RNA, 6811 nt
Organism: Oncorhynchus gorbuscha (pink salmon)
Lineage: Eukaryota; Metazoa; Chordata; Actinopteri; Salmoniformes; Salmonidae
Gene: lcor
Product: ligand dependent nuclear receptor corepressor
Exons: 7
Coding region: 44-2098 (684 amino acids)
Biological process (GO): regulation of transcription by RNA polymerase II
Cellular component (GO): nucleus
Molecular function (GO): DNA binding
Source: RefSeq, a predicted model, not a curated record